ACCAUCAGAGGGAGAGCACGUCGCCCGCCAUCGCUCCUCCUCCCACCCAUAACCCACCCAAUUACACGCCCAUAUCUACGCCCACGCCCUUCCUGUGGACACGUGGGCGGCAUGGGUGGAGGGAGGCGUGGGCUAUACAUCUCCUGUGGGCGUGGGGAGGCGUGGAAGUGAGGGGAACGGGAGAAAAUGGAGAUAAUUUAAGAGAAUUCGUGAGUGAGUGAGAGAGAAAUGGCGAGGAGGAAGAAGAAGGGAGAGAGAUAGAGAGAUAGAGAGAGAGAGAGAGAGAGAGAGAGAGAGAGAGAGAGAGAGAGAGAUGAUGAUGAAGAAAAAGAUAGCAAGAUAGUGUGAACAGAGAGCAAAAAAUCGAUUAAAAACAAACAAGACAGAAAAUUUGAUAAAGAUAGAAAGAGAAAGAUAGAAAUCAAGAUAAUCAAGAAAAUAAAGAUAAUGUGAACAGAGAACAAGAAAUCGAUUAAAAACAAACAAACAAGACAGAAAAUUUGAUAAAGAUAGGAAGAGAGAGAAAAAUAGAAAUAAAGAUAAUCAAGAAAAUAAAGAUAGUGAUGAAGAUAGUGUGAACGGAGGACAAGAAAUCGAUUAAAAACAAACAAACAAGACAGAAAAUUUGAUAAAGAUAGGAAGAGAGAGAAAGAUAGAAAUCAAGAUAAUCAAGAAAAUAAAGACAGUGAUGAAGAUAGUGUGAACGGAGAGAAAGAAAUCGAUUAAAAACAAACAAACAAACAAGACAAAAUUUGAUAAAGAUAGGAAGAGAGAGAGAGAAAGAUAGAAAUCAAGAUAAUCAAGAAAAUGAAGAUAGUGUGAACGGAGGACAAGAAAUCGAUUAAAAACAAACAAAGACAGAAAAUUUGAUAAAGAUAGGAAGAGAGAGAGAUAGAAAUAAAGAUAAUCAAGAAAAUAAAGAUAGUGACGAAGAUAGUGUGAACGGAGGACAAGAAAUCGAUUAAAAACAAACAAACAAGACAGAAAAUUUGAUAAAGAUAGGAAGAGAGAGAAAGAUAGAAAUAAAGAUAAUCAAGAAAAUGAAGAUAGAAAGACACAGUGUGAUAAAGAUAGUGUAAACGGAGAACAAGAAAUCGAUUAAAAACAUACAAACAAGACAUUGACGAAACUUGAUAAAGAUAGUGAGAGAAAGAAAGAAAGAAAGAUAAUCAAGAAAAAGAAGAUAGUGAAGCUGAUUAAGAUAGCAAGAUAAAUCAAUAACCACAGAAAAACAGAAGACAGAGAGAGAGAGAGAGAGAGAGAGAGAGAGAGAGAGAGAGAGAGAGAGAGAGAGAGAGAGAGAGAGAGAGAGAGAGAGAGAGAGUGCAGAAAAAGAAGAUAGUUAAGUAAACCGAUAAUUACAUAAACAAAACACACAUAAGAUAAUUCAAGAAAGCAAGGAUUGAUAAAGAUAGUGUGUGACGAAAACGAUGAUAGAAAAAGAAAGAGAGAGAGAGACUAAGAUAAAGAUAGUUAAUAGAAAAUAGUAAUAAUAAUAAUAAUGGUAAUUGAUGAAGAUAAUUAAGAUAGAUAUAAGAUAAUGAUAAGAAAUUAUGACAAAGAUGGAAGCAGAGGAGAAUUGAUAAAGAUAGAAAGAUAUUAAAGAAGAAGAAGAAGAAGAAGAAAUUUGAACCUUACAAUAAUAUCAAUAAUAAUAAUAAUAAUAAUAAUAAUAAUAAUAAUAAUAAUAAUAAUAAUAAUGAAAUAUGUCCAUGUAUUCCUCUGGGCCGCCACUUACGCCCUUCUUACGCGGACCUCGAAGGGACAGACGCAAUGCUUUCGCAUACUGGAGGAAAACCUGGACCACUUCCACUCCACUCCACUCCCCCUCCACCUCACCACCACCCCCACCUCCACCACUCCACCAUCAGGGCCACGGUGUUGGUUGGCCUCCACUACCACGGAUGGUGAAGGAAGGAUUUGGAUAGUGACCUCAAGGGGGUCUCCAGCCACGCCUAGUACAACAUGGCUACUAACAACAUCAUCAACAACAACAACAACAAGAGUGCUCCUAGCGGAUAUACAGCGUCAACAUCUCCCCUUGUCAACCCCUCCCUUGUACCUAUGUCCCAUGGGCUCACUUGGCUUACUGGCCCUGUAUCCAAGUGGGGUAUGGGUACUACCUCCAUAUGGGUCACAAUGGGAGCCUGGACCCUUCCCUACCCCACCCAUACCCAUAGAUACAUUGCAGGGGGUAUGGUGCGGGUAUGGUGGGGGUCGUAGUAUUAGUGAUAUGGGUACUGGAUAUGGGGUCAGUGAGAUAUGGCUUCUGACCUCACACACUCUCUAUCAUGUCCAAAGGAAUGCUUUUGUACCCAUUUCUAACGUGUCCGUGGGUAUGGGUGACACGGUUAGGACAUGGGUGGAUGACAUGGGUGUGCUGGUUAUGGUGCGUGUGCAUGGGGGCGUGGCAAGGAUAGGCCGGUACAUGGGUGAGUGGAAAUGGGUGAGUUUGGAUAUGGGUGACACCCGGACAUGGUAUCCCGGUAAUGGGGUUCUGUAUGGGUUUGGAAAUGGGAGGUUGGCAAUAGUGAAUUCUACAUCGGGAGUAACCAUAUCCCAAGCUGAGUUAAUGUACCCAUAUCCUGAUGUAGUUGAUAUCAAUGGGGCGCUGUACCAUUUCCCAAGGGCGUGUCCAGUGCCCAUCAAUACCCAUAUCCAAAACCAUGUCCGACCUAUCCGUAUAUUACGCGUCUCAACUUGUGAUGGUAGCAAUAGUAGUAGAAGUAGUAGUAGUAGUAGUAGUAGUAGUAGUAGGAGUGAUGGUGUGAGUGAUUUCAAUGUUAUAAGUACUGAAAAUGAUAGUAGUAGUAGUAGUAGUAGUAGUAGUAGUAGUAGUAGUAGUAGUAGUAGUAGUAGUAGUAGUAGUAGUAGUAGUGGUAGAAGAAGGAGAAGAAGUAUUGAUAAUGACAGUAUUCUUAAAAACAGUAACAUUAGUAACAGUAAUAGUAGUAGUAAUAGUAGUAGUAGUAGUAGUAGUAGUAGUAGUAGUAGUAGUAGUAGUAGUAGUAGUAGUAGUAGUAGUAGAAGAAGGAGAAGAAGUAUUGAUAAUGUCAGUAUUCUUAAAAACAGUAACAUUAGUAAUAGUAAUAGUAGUAGUAGUAGUAGUAGUAGUAGUAGUAGUAGUAGUAGUAGUAGUAGUAGUAGUAGUAGUAGUAGUGGAGUGCUUCAGCAUCAACUCAGGGGGAAAGGAAACACAACCACAACUACCACCACCACCACCACCACCACCCACCCAUCACCACCACCACCACCAUCACCACCAUCACCACCACAACCACCACAACCACCACCAUCACCACCACCAAGAGACUUCUACCAGCAUUACGUCCAUAGCAACCAGACUAAGAAGAAGGAGGAAGAAAGAGGAGGAGGAGGAGGAGGAGGAGACACGAGACUUCAACACAACACUAACAUGACCAAAACAGAAGAAGAAGAAGAAGAAGAAGAAGGAGGAUCAGGAGAAGAAGGAUCAGGAGAAGGAGGAAGAGGAAGAGGAGAGAGUCUUCCCCCUCCUCCCCCGCCCCCCUCUUACAAGGAGACAGCUCAAGCUUACAACCCCGUCAUCUUCUUCUCUCUCUCCCUCUCUAUCUUCGCGACUGUCGGCAUUGUCAUCUUCGUGAGGAACUGUGUGAGAUGCCCACCAGCACACGAGCUCAUCGAGGGCGGACGAGGGCGCGAGGGCAGAGGCGGCAUAGCGGGCGCCGGCAGAGGCUUAGGCGGCAUAAGAGACGGAGAGGAAGGAAGAAGAAUAGGAGGAAGAUUAUCGAAGUCCCCCACACCAAUCCCCGUUUUCUAUAGCCUGGUGUCGGAGGAGGGGAUAGAGGAGGAGGAGGAAGAGGAAGAAGAGGAGGAGGAUGACAGUCCUUCACAACUCGGGUUACAGAAUGGCACCGAAAUCACGCCCUUGGACUCACCCACGGGGACGCCUAGCUAUAUGACCCCAGACUCCUUCACGCCCACGGAGGAGUAUGGGUGUGACGCGGGUGAUUUGGGUGUAGGGGGGCGUGUGUGGGGGUCAGCGGGGGCGACACCCACUACCAUAAGACGUGUGGUAGGGGGGGAGGGGCUCAGUGGGUCCAUAUCCCUGACACCUUCUUCGUUUCCGUCGAAUCCUAUUUCUUACGCAGUGACCAAGGCCGCUAAUGAUGUAGUUAGUAUUGCCACCACCUUGUAACUACUUAUAUACUACUACUACUACUACUACUACUACUACUACUACUACUACUACUACUACUGUACAUUCCACUCUUAAUCUAGACUUCCCAGCACUACACGGCUACCACCACCACUACUACUACUACUACUACUACUACUACUACUACUAUUGUUACUACUACUACUACUACUACUACUACUACUACUACUACUACUACUACUACUACUACUACCACUACUACUACUGUACAUUCCACUCUUAAUCUAGACUUCCAAGCACUACACGGCUACCACCACCACUACUACUAAUGCUACUACUACUACUUCUACUAUUGUUACUACUACUACUACUACUACUUCUACUGCUACUACUACUACUACUACUACUACUACUACUACUACUACUGUACAUUCCACUCUUAAUCUAGACUUCCAAGCACUACACGGCUACCACCACCACUACUACUAAUGCUACUACCACUACUACUACUACUACUACUACUACUACUACUUCUACUUCUACUACUACUUCUACUACUACUACUACUACUACUUAUAUUUUUUCUCCUUUCUAUGAUUUUCUUUUUCUUUCAAAUCUUUCCUAAUCGCAUCUUCUCCCUUCCCUUCCCUUCCUACCCCUUCUCUUAUUUUCCCUUUUUCUCCCUUCUCCCUGCAUUACCAUCUAUUAUAUUUUACUCACGUGUUCUUGAAUCUUUCCUCCAUUCGUCACUCCUCGCAUUCUUUCCUCCAUGGCCGGGAAAUGGAGGAAAAACAUUAAAAUAACCAGAUAAAAAUUGCACUUCGGCCGCGUCCUCCGCCAUGCCGCUGGACAUAUCGAGUCAAAUGAGAGACUAUAUUAAUUACCUUCAUUGUUAUCAUUAAAUUAUUAUGAUGUGCUUUUAUGGGUUGCUGUAUUAAUAUUAAGGUUGUUUUUUUGGUUGUUUUGUUUAUUCCGGACGUUGAAAUAUUUAAUAAGAAUUUGUAUCGUAUCACAUAAUGGCUGUUUUGGAUAACGUUAUACUGUAAAUGAUGUCCGAGAGGUUAUCUUUCUUUUUUAUUUACGUAUAUUUAAUCUGAACACUUUUUUAGCGUCAUAAGAACGUUAAAAUAUGCAUAAUACGAUAAUAUGGUGAAUGUUCGCUGAUGGUCACCCAAGGAUGUUAUACGGACGAAACUGUUCCUACUCCCUAUAAACUACGAAAAGAAAUAUUAUGGUAGAUUUUAUAACGAAAUUGAACGUAGAUAUGACCAGGGAAAUACUUACUGAUAAAAGACCCACCGUUGCAAGAUUAUCGUACUCAGAGCCUCGUAUUAUCCGGCUUCUGACCCAUAACUAUUGCUAAAAAACACCAAGAAUUAAACAUUUCAACGAUAAAUGCAAAUAAAUCUCGUUAUCGGGGUGGAAGAGACAGUUUUGGGGUCGUAAAUCGGCAAACAUGAGGCUGAGUACGACAAUUUGGCAACGUUGAAAAUUGGUGUCCCAGAUUAUCGUACUCAAGAGCAUCGUAUUUUUCGGUUCCCCCACAAUUAUUGCAAAAGGAAGACACUAGUAUAUAACCAUUUCAACGAUAACUAUAAAUAACUCUAACUACUGAGGUGGAAGAGACAGUUUUGGGGUCGGAAAUCGGCAAACAUGAGGCUGAGUACGACAAUCUGGCAACGCUGAAAAUUGGUGUCCCAGAUUAUCGUACUCAGAGCAUCGUAUUUUUCGGUUCCCCCACAAUUAUUGCAAAAGGAAG
Eriocheir sinensis (Chinese mitten crab) is the source of this 5897-nucleotide messenger RNA. RefSeq lists its product as uncharacterized. Bases 1700 to 4177 code for a protein of 825 amino acids. The transcript has 6 exons. NCBI's taxonomy places the organism in Eukaryota, Metazoa, Arthropoda, Malacostraca, Decapoda, Varunidae. The record is from RefSeq and is a predicted model, not a curated record.